Molecule: messenger RNA, 1362 nt
Organism: Miscanthus lutarioriparius
Lineage: Eukaryota; Viridiplantae; Streptophyta; Magnoliopsida; Poales; Poaceae
Source: the annotation of a GenBank genome assembly
AUGUUGUCCGACCAGGAGCUGGCCCAGUACGUGGAGUCCCUCGUCCAGCACACCGCCGCGCAGGGCGGCACCGGGAUAUCGGCGGAUGCCGUGGUGCGCCAGCUCGGGGCGCAGCUCGGCGUCGACCUCUCCCCCAAGGCGCAGCUCAUCCGCAGCGUCCUCGUCGCGCUCCUCGGCCCCGCCGCCGCGCCGGCGCCAGAACCCGCCGCCUCGCGGAAGGACCCUUUCGACCCCGCAACCGCCGGCGGCGGCGGCGGCGGGGCCCGCUCCGAGGCUCCUGCGCAGCAGCUGCCCUUCUCCACCUCCGCCGCCGCCGCGUCGUCGGCCCCCGCCCCGCCCCCCGCCGUUCCCCACUUCUUCCCGCAGCAGCACCAGCACCAGAUGCAGUCUUUCCUCUCCGCCCCGCAGCAGUACCAGCACCAGCAGCACCAACGUUCCGGCGCGCCUCCCUCGCCGUUCGACGUCCCCGCGUCGUACCGCUACGGGCACCAGCCCUUCCCGCAGGCCGACCAGGCGCACCUGCAGAGGCUCGUCCAGCUACAGCAGCAGCAGGAGCAGCAACAGCAGUUGGCCGCCGCGGCGAGAGCGGCGGCUGCAGCGGCACCCACUCCGGGGGAGAGCCCCCGUGCGCCGCGCCGGCGCCGGCACCGGCGCCGGCUGGCUCUAAGAAGGACAGCAACCGACUUCAAACAAAGAAGCUUAUCCAUAACUGUCAAUUUGACUUGCAGAGUGGGCUCUGCGUUUAGCAGUGCUAGUGCUGGAGCAAAACGAAGAGGUGGUCCUGGAGGGUUAAACAAAGUCUGUGGUGUGUCUCCAGAGCUGCAAGCUAUCGUUGGUGAACCAGCCAUGGCUAGAACUGAGAUUGUUAAGCAGCUUUGGGCGUACAUUCGCAGGAACAAUUUGCAGGAUCCUAACAAUAAGAGAAAGAUUAUAUGCAAUGAUGAGCUCCGAUUAGUUUUUGAGACUGAUAGCACGGACAUGUUCCAGAUGAAUAAGCUUCUAUCUAAGCAUAUACGUCCUCUGGAGAGUAAAAAUGAUUCGAAACGAGAAGCAAAGAAAUUGAAGCCAGAGGGUGGUGAACCAAUUCCUUCGGUUGAAACUGAUUUUAACCAACUUCCCCUUAUGGUUUCUGAUGCUCUUGCUACCUUUUUUGGUACGGGAGAAAGAGAAACGGUCCAUUCUGAGGCUGUUAAGCGUGUCUGGGAUCACAUUAAAAGCAAUAAUUUAGAGGAUCCAGAGAAUCCUACAGUGAUACUAUGCGACUCGAAACUUAAACAACUCUUUGGAUGUGAUAGUCUUACUGCUCAUGGUGUCUCUGAGUUGCUUUCAGACCACCUUUACAAGCAAUCUACCAAGAUCUGA